Messenger RNA from Lemur catta (Ring-tailed lemur), 930 nucleotides. Its product is annotated as skin secretory protein xP2-like. The transcript has 2 exons. Lineage: Eukaryota; Metazoa; Chordata; Mammalia; Primates; Lemuridae. Bases 36 to 602 code for a protein of 188 amino acids. The record is from RefSeq and is a predicted model, not a curated record.
CGCCGCGUGUCCCGAGCCCCGGCGCGGGGCUCAGGAUGGGGGCCGACGCCGUGUCUCGUCCGCGCCCCCCCCCGUCGCCCGGCCGAGGGGCCGCCCAGGCGCCUGGGGAAGAGGGAGUUCGGGUCCGUUGGUUCGGGGAGGGGCGGCCUCUGGUCUCCUCGGCCCCCCUCCCCCUCGGCGGGACCCUCCCUCCCUCCCCCGCGCGUCGCGGUGUGUGCCCCUCGAGGUCGGGCGGGGAGGGGGGUGUUGCGGUCGAGGCGCGAGUGUCGUUCCCCCGUCCGGCCCCGGUCCGCGCCCGCCGGCCCGUGCUCCGUCCCGUCGUCCCCGCGGCCUCCGACGCGCUCUCCUUCCCCGUGCCCGCCCCCGUGACCGCGCCUCGGCCGCCGCCGGGGGCUGGUCGUGGGGCGCGGGCGGGGGGUGGGAGGUGCCGUCGUCCGGAGGGCCGGGGGCGGCGGUCGACCGUGGCGCCGCCUCCCGCGCUCCGUCGGGCGCGUGCGGUUCGCCUCCCGCCUCUCCCCUCGCCUCGCCGGGCGUCCGUGCGCGCGCGCGCGCGCCCCUCCCCUCCGAGACGCGACCUCAGAUCAGACGUGGCGACCCGCUGAAUUUAAGCAUAUUAGUCAGCGGAGGAAAAGAAACUAACCAGGAUUCCCUCAGUAACGGCGAGUGAACAGGGAAGAGCCCAGCGCCGAAUCCCCGCCCCGCGGUGGGGCGCGGGAAAUGUGGCGUACGGAAGACCCACUCCCCGGCGCCGCUCGUUGGGGGGCCCAAGUCCUUCUGAUCGAGGCCCAGCCCGUGGACGGUGUGAGGCCGGUAGCGGCCCCCGGCGCGCCGGGCCCGGGUCUUCCCGGAGUCGGGUUGCUUGGGAAUGCAGCCCAAAGCGGGUGGUAAACUCCAUCUAAGGCUAAAUACCGGCACGAGACCGAUAGUCAA